GGCAUGUCUACUGUGUGAACGCACGAGGCCAAACACUAAAGAGCUGCUGCCCUCGAGCUGUCCUCGCACACAUAACGCGGGUUUUUACCGGGGAAACACUCACGCACUGAACCGGCAGGAUCGCGCCGUGUCGCGGCUCUGGUGAUUAAAUUCCUCGCGUAGAGAUCAGCAGCACUGAAGCACCGCAGAGGAGCAGAGAGUCACUGACAGGCGCUCGGCGGGGCGGGAUGGACUACAGUUAUGAUACGGACCUGGAAGAGCUGUGUCCGGUGUGUGGGGAUAAAGUUUCUGGCUAUCAUUAUGGUUUAUUAACCUGCGAGAGCUGCAAGGGUUUCUUUAAGAGGACCGUACAGAAUAACAAACGGUACACAUGUGCAGAGAGUCAGGAUUGUAAGAUUGAUAAAACACAGAGGAAACGGUGUCCGUUCUGCCGCUUCCAGAAAUGUCUGAACGUCGGGAUGCGACUGGAAGCUGUCCGUGCGGAUAGGAUGCGAGGAGGGCGCAAUAAAUUUGGCCCCAUGUACAAACGAGACCGGGCGUUAAAGCAGCAGAAGAAAGCUCUCAUCCGGGCAAGCGGCUUAAAGAUGGAAGCCACGCCCCCUUUGCUGUCAUCACCUCAGUCUGACUACAGCUUCAGCACCGUUCUGUCAACCCCAGCUCCAAAAAACACCCACCCAAACAUCGCCACCUCGGUGGCCCCUACCGAUUACGAACGCAACCUCUACGCAUCCAGUUCCCUGAGCUUAUCCGUCCCCAUCCCGGCCCACACCCCUCUGCCAGCACAAUACCCGACGUAUCCCACCCUGCCCAGCCGUGCCAUCAAAUCCGAAUACCCGGACCACUACACAAGCUCAGAGCACUACACCAGCGCCAGCUCCCCAGAAUCCGUUCCAGGCUACACGUACGUCGACCAGACACGAGUGUCGACCAGCCCGCCGCUCGCCCCUCCGGGCUUAACGGUACCGCCCCUGGUUCUGGAGUUUGUUCGCUGUGAGCAAGAUGAGCUGCAGGUGCAAAGCAAGAUAAGCGCUCACCUGGCCCACCUGCAGCAGGAACAGAACUCUCGGAGCGUGGCAGCCAAUCAGGAACAGAACACACGCCUCGCUGCCAAACAGGAACGGCUCAGCACCUUCGGCCUGAUGUGCCACAUGGCCGAUCAGACGCUCUUCUCUAUAGUGGAGUGGGCGCGGAGCUGCAUCUUCUUUAAGGAGCUCAAGGUGGGAGAUCAGAUGAAGUUGCUGCAUAACUGCUGGAGUGAGUUGCUUGUGCUGGACUACAUCGCCAGACAGAUGCAUCAUGGGAAAGAGGACAGUGUGCUUCUCAUUACUGGACAGGAGGUUGAGCUUGCGUCUUUACUAGCCCAGGCAGGGGUCACUCUGAGCGGGAUGAUACAGAGAGGUCAGGAGCUGGUGCAGCGUCUACAAGAGCUUCAGCUGGACCGCAGAGAAACCGCCUGUCUCAAAUACCUCAUCCUCUUCAACCCUGAUGUGAAACUGUUGGAAAACCAGCCUUACGUGGAGAGCGUGUACGAGCAGGUGAACGCCGCGUUGUUGGAGUACACACUGUGUGCGUAUCCCCAAUUCCCGGACAGGUUUAGCCAGAUUCUGCUGCGCCUUCCCGAGCUCAGAGCGCUCAGCACGCAAGCCGAAGACUACCUGUGCUACAAACACCUGAGCGGAGAGGUGCCGUGCAACAACCUCCUCAUAGAAAUGCUGCAUGCCAAGAGAACCUGCAUCUGACACACACACUCACGCACAUUCACAGGCCAGAUUCCUUCGCAGAUGACACUGUUAUCGACUAGAUGUUUUGCAGCAGACGUCUUUCGCACACAGAAAACCUCAUCAACCAUGCCACUGUGUUUCUGAAAGGAAAGAGGGGAGAUAUCAGUGUUAAUGACUGUAUUUAUGAUCUAGAGUGCAGUGGUGAAGACGCAUUUUUGUAGGCCAAACAGGACGGCAGCAAAAACCCAACAAUUCCAAAUUUUCCAUUGGUUUUUGGAUUAUUGCAGAAAAGAAGUUCUGUAAGCAACAAAAGUUCUCAAUAUUCUCAAAUUAACACAUUUUGAAAGCCUAAAUACAAUAACUAGAAGUAAAAAGCUAAACAUCUUAAAGGGAUAGUUCACCCAAAAAUGAAAAUUACCUCAUGAUUUACUCACCCUCAACCCAUCAUGUCUGUGACUUCCUUCUUUCAGAUGAAUACAAUUGGUGUUAUAUAAAACUGGUGUUAUAUAAAAAUGUAAGUUUUAGUGAAUGAGUGUUGAGAUUUUGAAGCAAAAUAAAGUGCAUCUAUCCAAUGCCUUCUGAAAUGAAUUGAUGCAUCUGUGUAAGAAAAAUAAAAUAAAAACUUUAUAAACGCGUGUACGACAAUUAGCGGAAACUAGAGAUUAUGGUUUACAAAGUUUUAAAUAUAGAUGUUUUUCUUACAAAAAUGCAUCGAUUCACUUCAGAAGGCCUUUAUUAACCCCCCAGAGCUAUGUGGAGUACUUUUUACGAUGGAUGGAUGCACUUUAUUGGAUUUCAAAAUCUCAACACCCAUUCACUGCCAUUAUAAAGCUUUGAAGAGCCAGGACAUUUUUUAAUAUAUCGCCGAUUGUAUUCAUCUGAAAGAAUAACGUCAUAUACACCUAGGAUGGUUUGAGGGUGAGUAAAUCAUGGGGUAAUUUUAAUUUUUGGGUGAAAUAUCCCUUUAAUAUCUUGAGUUUAUUUCAGGCAUAUUAACCAUUUAAAAAACCCACUGACUUCAGAACGAUGAAACUGGAAGUGCUACUGUGUGUAAAAUGCACUUUUCUGGGAUUUUGGCCUACAAAAAUACAUCAUCCCCUUAGCACUUUAUUAAAAAAAAAGCAACAGAUUGUGCCUUCCCUCUCAUUACACACACACGCACACACUGAGAAGCACUUGUUCUUAAAAAAAAACAUCAGUAAUCAAAAGAUCAGGUGAGGCACAGUCACAGCCAAGAACAGCCCACUUAGACAGGAAGCAGUGACAUAUCUGUCAUGACAAAUGAGGUGUUUUAAUAAAUAGGCCUACAAAGUAAAGCACAAAUGAAACGAUAAGCUGAAAUCUAAUGAUUUCCUCAAAAAAGGCCAGUAAACGAGCUAAACAACCUUCAUUAACGCUCCCUUGUUAAGAUUGAAAGCAAGAGGGACAAAGAAAGGGGUAAGGCCUCAUUCAACACAUAGCACACACAUAAUAGCUCUGCCAUAAAACCUAGUGAGCUGCCUGGACAGCAUCAUAUACGCUUCCUAUGAAAUGUUGUAUGGCCAAGGCAGCAUCGUCUGAAGACAAUCCCAGAAUGCACAGUGACAAUAUAUUUCAUGUGCAGCAAAUCAGCAAAUUAGAAUGAUUUCUGAAGGAUCAUGUGACACUGAAGAUGAGUCAAGUCUAGCAUAUUUGUGUGUCACGCUCAAUUGCUGUCUAUAGAUUAUUUCAAGUUAGUCACUCAUGCGGUGCAAUGAUUAGGACACUGCCUACAUAGGCAUCAUAGUAAGUAGACAGCGAGGCAGCGCACUAGGUUUUGGAACAGAGCUCUUAAAGUCUGUACAAGUAGUUAUCAGACACAAUAAAACUAUCAUGUCACCACAAGAUUGUAUGUUUAUAAUGAGCUGAGUGUGUGUGCAUAUGCUGAGGAAAGGGGAGGUAAAUUAGGACUUGCAAUUCUGCCUUAACACUAACACUGUUGAUCCUGUGAAGCUGAGAGAAUCAAUCGGCAUAAAUAACGAUUCAGAUGUGCGUUUGUGUCUCUGUGCGUUCUAAUGUGUGAGUGUGUGAGAGUGUUUGUGUGUGUGACUGUUAAAAAAAGUCAUCUCAAUAUUAAGCCCCUCUCAAGCUUAGGCCAAGCUGAUUAUGAUAUCUCAGCAUGUUUCAUUUUUGUAUAGUGGAGUGUCUGAUUGGUCAAGUUCUCAUUCAUGUAACAUGUUUGUGUUAAUGACAUUUGUUAUGAAUGUGCUUAACUGUAUUGUUUCAAAUGAAUAAAUACAAAUUAUUUAA
Messenger RNA from Labeo rohita (rohu), 3989 nucleotides. It is a transcript of the gene nr5a1b, whose product is annotated as nuclear receptor subfamily 5, group A, member 1b. The record is from RefSeq and is a predicted model, not a curated record. Gene Ontology annotation, molecular function: nuclear receptor activity; zinc ion binding; RNA polymerase II cis-regulatory region sequence-specific DNA binding. Gene Ontology annotation, biological process: hormone-mediated signaling pathway; regulation of transcription by RNA polymerase II; tissue development. The transcript has 7 exons. Lineage: Eukaryota; Metazoa; Chordata; Actinopteri; Cypriniformes; Cyprinidae. Gene Ontology annotation, cellular component: RNA polymerase II transcription regulator complex. The coding region runs from base 228 to 1739 and encodes 503 amino acids.